AUGCCAGUUAAACCCAGUAUAAGGAGCAAUCGAGAUCGUGUCAAGUUGCUGCGCAAUGCUCUACUCUGUGGCAUGUGUGCCUUUGCAGCCUUCCAGCUAAUUCCACCGUUGGAAAGCAUGGCGAAUUCGUCGUGUGGCCGUCCUGACCACUAUAUCGUCCAGGUCGAAUCGUUCGUCGCAAGCUCAAUAUCAAAGCUGUGGUUGCAGCCCUUCACACGUUGUUGGCACCCAGAUAGUGCAAAGGUUUUGGCUUUCGAUCUUGUGCAGCACCGAGCUCCGGUAGGUACAAAUCGGAUCGGCCCUUGUUUUGUCGAGAGCAAACGAGACCCUGAUAUGCUUCGUACAGGGGUUGUUGCUGGCUCUUUGAAAGUUGUUGGUGUCUACGCAAGGGGUCUAGCGUAUCCAAAGUAG
Messenger RNA from Fusarium venenatum, 411 nucleotides. The record is from RefSeq and is a predicted model, not a curated record. Lineage: Eukaryota; Fungi; Ascomycota; Sordariomycetes; Hypocreales; Nectriaceae.